Molecule: messenger RNA, 2070 nt
Organism: Fundulus heteroclitus (mummichog)
Lineage: Eukaryota; Metazoa; Chordata; Actinopteri; Cyprinodontiformes; Fundulidae
Product: urotensin-2 receptor
Exons: 2
Coding region: 674-1747 (357 amino acids)
Biological process (GO): blood vessel diameter maintenance; regulation of blood pressure; neuropeptide signaling pathway
Cellular component (GO): membrane
Molecular function (GO): urotensin II receptor activity
Source: RefSeq, a predicted model, not a curated record
UGUGAAAGGAGCGAGAAGAGGACUGCAACCAAGAAAACCUCAAAGGAAGCAGUUCUGUCAAAGCUAGAUUUUCAGAAACUAGGAGAAACGGAGGGUUCCUCUGCCACCAUGGGAAACCACACAGAUGAACAAGACCAGCAGGAAAUUACCAUGGAUAAUAUGGAAAAAAAGGAUUUUUACCUCGGUGCUUCAAAUGCCAAUGUUGGGACAGGAGUCUAGAGGGACAGAGAUACGUUUGACACUAAAUGGAUGCAAGACUAUCUUGAUGCCUUCGAGACAAGUUAAAUGAGUUGGAGUGGCUUAAAAUUACAAGUUGCGUUCAAAUUAAAAGGGAUUUUUUUCCCCCCCACCUCUCCAUUGUAGAAACUGCUUCUGAGAACAGAGCUCAACUCUGCACUAUCAAAGACUUGAAAACACAGUCUGCUCCAUUUGACAGGCUGUGUUUCCCUACUGCUCACGAAUCAUGUCGGUUCUACUUUAACCCAGACCCAGAGGGAGAGAUCUCUGCAGUCAGUGAGAACAUUGCAAUUUUGGGACUCAAGUCAUGUUUAACUAGUCUCAGACAUCCCAAACUGUCAAGAGUUGAUAAUUUCAUCUUGGAUGCUUUAGAAGAUGUUCUCACAAAGUCAGACAGAGAGCCACGCCGCUUUAAUGCUUGAUCUAUAAACCUGCAAUGAACUGCACUCCCAAUGCCACCGUCACUCCCUGGCUGGGACCUGGUCUGACCCCGGGGGCUGGAGAUGAAACUUCUCAAGCGGGUGGUAGUGGUGCUGGCGCCAGCGGAGGUCUCUGGGUGACAUCCCUGCUUGGUGGCAUGCUUUUACUCAUGUGCACCAUAGGACUGGCAGGCAACAUUUACACACUCAUCAUUACACGCUCAGCUGCUUUGUGCCGGACAGGUUCCAUGUACGUUUACAUCAUUAACUUGGCUCUGGCCGACCUCCUCUACCUCUCCACCAUCCCCUUUGUUGUCUGCACGUACUUUGUCCACGACUGGCUGUUCGGUGAGGCGGGCUGCCGUGUCCUUCUGAGCCUCGAUCUCCUCACCAUGCACGCCAGCGUCUUCAUUUUGGUUGCGAUGAGCUUGGAACGUUACCGUGCCGUGGCCCAGCCCUUCAGCGCCCACAGAUCGUCUUCUCGCAACAGACGACUCGCUGCAGGAAUUAUCUGGGGGCUGGCUUUCAUCUUAACACUUCCCAUGAUGGUUAUGAUACAGCUCAGGGUGGGCAAGCCGACUGCACAUGGCUUUGUUAAGAGAAUCUGCUUCCCUACCUGGACACCGGAGGCCUUCAAGGCUUAUCUCACGGUACUGUUUUUCACAAGUGUUUUACUCCCUGGAUUGAUCAUCGUUGGAUUGUAUGCAGGGCUAGCAAGGCGCUACUGGACAGUGCAGGCAAGUUUAGGGGGUAGUAGCCGCUCAGCCCGGAGAAAAGGACUCAAACAAAAAGUGUUAUCAAUGAUACUGAGUAUUGUAGUAGCCUAUUGGGCUUGUUUCUUACCUUUUUGGGGAUGGCAGCUCGCUAAACUCUUCUCUCCAGAUUCCCUCAAAGCUUUGUCCGCAGCAGCUCACAAUUAUGUCAAUUUCUUUGUCACGUGUCUUACCUACGGGAACAGCUGCAUCAAUCCAUUUCUUUACACUCUUCUGACUCGUAACUAUAAAGAUUAUUUAGCUCAGAAGGGUCAGUCUGGGGGGUCAAGCAAGGCUGAUCCUGGGACAGCCGUGACAACACCUCUUCAGGAACUCUGAUGGAUCACCGUACAGUUCGGCAAAGGACCAUAUUUGACUCAUCAGCUCAAGAGAGACAUUGUUAGACAUGUUAUGUUUAAACAUGCUGUGUGACAUUUUUUUCUUAUAUUUAAAACUAAAACUGGGUAGGUUCAAAUCAGCCAAAAGCAUUAAACGAUCCUACAGUAUAAGGCUGAACAAAAGGGGGGGGGGGCAGUUACUCUCCAUCUUCUUGGAGGAAAUAAGAGAGCCAGUGCUCCAACUGGAGCUACCCAAAUAUUUUCCGUCAGUAAUCAUUUCUUUUACCCUGAAAGAUUUUGUAAAAAAGUGGGUGAAAAAAGUGG